Messenger RNA from Pangasianodon hypophthalmus (striped catfish), 4787 nucleotides. It is a transcript of the gene ubn2b, whose product is annotated as ubinuclein 2b. Lineage: Eukaryota; Metazoa; Chordata; Actinopteri; Siluriformes; Pangasiidae. The coding region runs from base 500 to 4054 and encodes 1184 amino acids. The record is from RefSeq and is a predicted model, not a curated record. The transcript has 16 exons. Gene Ontology annotation, cellular component: nucleus.
AAAAAAAGCGCUCUGACUUCCGAUUGGCUCGCGUUUGGGACUCUAUUUCCGGUUCGCUCCAUUGCGCAUGCUCAGUGACCCUGAGGAGUAAAAAUCCGUUUAGUGAUAUUUUAAAAUGGCCCCCACCACAGAGGCUCCAGCUCCUGCAGCAGCUCCAGCGCCUUAGCUACAUCUCCAACUCCCGGUCUGAUUCCUGGACAGAUAUCUCAGCUCAGAGAAAGAGAGAGAGAGAGAGAGUGAGAGAGAGGGAGGAGGAGGAGGAGGAGAAAGACUGAAAUAUUUCUUUAGUCGGUUGGAGUUUGUUUUACGAACUAGCUUCUAAGCUAAGCUAAGCUAAGCUACAUGUUUACUUGGCCGGCUAGCUAGUAACGUAAAGAUUUUUUUUCUUUGCUAAAUGCUAGCUAGCUCGUGCGGCUAAGUUACUUUAGCUAGCGUAAAGCUAGUCUUCUCGGCAAGUUUUUUUUUUUUUCUUUUUCUUCUUCUCUUUCUCUUUCCUCAAAUGGCCGAUCCGAGGAAAGUGCCCUUCGUGACUCUGGCUUCGUUUAACACCUCGACGCCGGUGCCGGAGUCCAAGAAGCGGCGGAGGGAGGAAGAGGGCGAAGGCGGUCUCCAGCAGCACGGGAGGGACGGAGGGCUGUUCAGUAACGGGAAGAGCUCCGGGACUGACUGCAGCGCCGCCGGUUCCGCCGAGUGCAGAUCCACCGUGAGACUCAGUCUGUCCCUGUCCGAGCCCAGCGACAAAGGAUCCACAGAGUUCAGCUACACCGAGCUGAUCCAGCAGGCCACCCAGCAGGUGAGAAAAGCUCCUGAAGGACUCACGCCGGCGCUGGACCCAAACGACCCGCUGGCUGAUCAGGAUCGAGAGAGACGAGAGGUCGAAGCUCUGGCCAGGAAGUUUGAGAGUAAAUAUGGCGGCACCGGGAAGAAGAAAAAGAAGGAUCGGAUGCAGGAUCUCAUUGACAUCGGAUACGGCUACGACGAGACGGAUCCGUUCAUCGACAACUCUGAAGCUUACGACGAGCUGGUCCCUGCCUCCCUCACCACCAAGCUGGGAGGCUUCUACAUCAACACGGGCACUUUGCAGUUCAGACCUGCGUCCGAGAGCGAGGACGAGGACAGGAGCAAGGACGGAAACCACUUCAAGAAGCUGAAGGACGGAGAGGAGCGAGUGAUCAAGAGAAGAAAGAAGAAAGACGGCACUUUAGAGGAGAAGAAACCCAGAAAGAAUCGAGUGUCAAAGCAGGGGGUGUCGGCUCUGAACCGACCCGAGAAGAAGAAGAGGAAGAAGCUGAUGAAGGACUCUCUCUCGCUGGCGGCCAUGAUCCGUCGCUUCACACGUGAGAAAGAGGAGAUGAGGAAGAAGAACCCCGCUUCUGCCGCCGUCACCGCGGCCCCCGGCACCGCCGCGGGCCUCAAACCCCCGAACGUCAACCGCACCGUCCUCAACUCGCACUCCGUCGCCCCCGGCAACGACCUCGCUGACCUCACCAACGAUCCGGCCGUCAUUCCGCUGCUGGGUUCGGCUAACGACGACAUGCUGCAGGACCUGAUGGACGAGCUGGACUUCUCGCUGCUGGAUCCUCCCGAGCUGUCGAGCCUCGAGGGUCAGGGCGAGAACGGCAACGCCGCUGUGCAGAGAGCAGCAGCAGCAGCAGCAGCAGCAGCAGGAGCCUCAGCGGGACGCGUCCAGAGGACCGGUCUCAUCCCCCCUCCUCCACUGCCCAGCGGCCUGCCCGCCCCCCUCGCCAAACGCAUCGAGGACCUGCGAGCGGCGUCUCGGCAGUUUGACAUGGAGGGGAGGAAGAAGUUCUUCACGCUGGACAUGAACAACAUCCUGCUGGACAUUGAGCUGCAGGUGCAGGAGCAGCCGGUUGACGUGCGUGCGGCCGUGUACUCCCACCUGGAGGCCUUCGUGCCGUGUAAUAAGGAGGCCCUGCUGAAGCGACUGAAGAAGCUCAGUCUGAACGUGCAGGACGACAGGCUGAGGAACCCGCUGCUCAAACUCAAGCUGGCCGUCUGCAGCGCCAUGCCCGAGCAGAUCGCCCGCUACAACAUGGACUGUCUGGCCAAAGUGGCAAAGCAGCAGUCGGAGGAGGGCGAGAAGAACGGCUCAGAGGAGGAGGACGAGGAGAGGCCGGGCAAACGGGUGAUGGGACCUCGCAAGAAGUUUGUGUGGGACGAUAAACUCAGGGCUCUGCUGUGUAAUCUGGUCCGAGCGAAGCUAGGCUGUUAUGAGGCUGAGGGUCAGAGCUCUCCCUCUCCUGAAGACUACCUCAAAGCCUUUAUGGAGACCGAGGUGAAACCCCUCUGGCCCAAAGGCUGGAUGCAGGCCAGGAUGCUGAUUAAAGAGAGCCGCAUGGCCCACGGCCACCUCACAGGAAACACAGUGAAGAAGACUCCCAAAGCUAAACCAAAAUCUCAGGAUGGCGUUUGGCUCCAGCAGUCGACCACGCCCACUGCCACGCCCUCUCCCCAGGUGCCCCUCCCUCAGCGGCCCCCCUCCCCCUCGGAGCCCAUCUGCCUGUCGGACUCUCUGGAUGAGGAUUUGGGCGGAGCCCCGUCUCUGGACUCCAUCUCGCAUGCUCUGGCUCUGCUCAGCAGCGCCGCCAAGGGGUUAAUCCAGUCCAACAGCCCGCCCUCCCCUGAGGCUGUUAAACCUGUUAACUCGGGCUCUACACUCGGCCCCGCCUCCUCCAUCAGCUCCUCCACCCCUGUGCUUCCUAAAAAGAGCAUCAUCAAUACCACUGCGUCUGCUUCUCCGGCCACUGGUGGCCCAAUUUUUGUCUCCUCCACCUCCUCCUCUAGCUCUUCUCCCUCUCCAGCUAUCUCUCGGCCUCCAUCUGUGUCUGUUUCUCCCUCCAUCCGGAGUGACGGAAUAGGAGGAACAAAGGUUGGAGCGGUCGGUCUGACUCAGGUGCAGAGACACAGUCUGACGCCGCCGCAGCGACCCAUCGCUACGACCAUCGCUGCAGGCAACAGCAACAAGACGAGUGCAACAUCUCCACCUAAACCGAGGCCGCCGCCCACUGCCUCGCCCCUUAUCCCGCCUCACAAGAGCUUAAAUUCUCCCAUGGCCACACCCCCAGGCCACCACAAACCCGGCAAUAAUAGCAGUACCAUCGGUCGAAUCGGUGCGGGCAGCACGACGCCGUCAUCUCAGUCUCACUCAACGGCACUGCCCAUAUCUUCCUCUUCGUUUUCUUCAUCCGCUUCCUCUUCUUCUGCUUCCUCGCACCUCAACGCUAAAACGCAGCCCAAAAUCUCCUCCUCCCCGUCUCCGUCUCCGUCUCAGCCCAAACCGCAGCCGCCACAGCAUCAGCACCAACAGCCACAGCAGCAGUCGACGUUCGUCACGCCGAUGCAGGCCACGCUCACCAAAUCGCCCCACAGCUCCAACUCUCCCAUCCUCAAGCUCACUCCGCGGGUGACGCCUGUCAGCUCCCCCUCACCCGCCCUCUCCAGGACGCCUACGUUACCCAGCAUGCAUCAGUUCUCUCCUAAAACCGCAGGCUUCCACACGGGGUUCUCGGGCGUCGGCGCCAGUUACAGCACUCCCGUGGGGCAGCAGAAGACUCCCUCUCAGGUGAACAGCAGCGUCCUAACAAGCACUUCCACCCCGAUCACCAAGCACACCUCCCCCUCAGCCGGCUCGGCCAAUCACGGGCCGCGGCAGAGGCCAGCAGGCGUGGCUAAUCAGGGGGCAAAGCCACUGGUGACUGUUUCCUCAGCAACGGCUCCUCAGCUAGCACAGGUGCCGUCGUCCAGCGCCAGUCUGCUGGGUCCCGGCGCUCCGAACCUCCCGCUGAACUUCGGAAUGCUGGGAGGAAUCACUCCCGUCUCCCUGCCCUUCGCCUUCCCCGGCCUGCUGAACCUGCCCACUGUGACAGGAACUAGCGCUGGAGCUAACACUGCUAACCAAAGCAGCUCAGGAUACAGCCUACAGCCCAAUCUGUUAAAGGGUCUCAUGUCAGGUGCUGCUCUGCCUCCGCACUUGCAGCUCGCUUUCUCAGAUGUCAAUCAAAGCCAGAGCGGGGAUCUAAAGAGGAAGCUGUGAUGUCACUCGGAUGACGCUGGACUGUGAUGUCACACUGAAGCACCUCGUACGCAUGGACUGCAGGCUUAACCAAUAAGAAAGAACAGCUCUUUACCUUUUUUUUUUUUUUUUUUGCGGGGGGCGGGGGUUUGAUUUAUAUUUUUUUUCUUUUCUUUUUUUUUUUUUUUUUUGGCAAUUGACUAUUCGGAAUAUAAUUAAUAAUAACAUCCCUGGCCUGGAUGCUUUCUCUCCUUGUUUUGCUAAUGUUUACACACACAGACCUUAAUUGCUGUGGACAGGGAGGGGAAAGUGUUUACGUGUGUGUGGACGCAUACACACACACACACACACACACACACACACACACACACACACACACACACACACACACAUGCUCUGAGUGGAAUAUGAACGAAUGAACAGAACGGACUGAUGGGACGGAUGGAUGGAUGGAUGAAUGGACGGAUGAACUGAUCCCUCUCUUUCUCAGGUGUAGGUCCAUGUCUUUGGUGCUGUUCCAGGUGGAGUUGUUGUUGUUGUUGUUAUUAUAAUUAUUAUUGCUGUUAUUAUUAAAAAAAACAAAACAAACAAAAAAAAAAAAACAAACCCACGGAACAAAGACGAGAGGAGUUUUAUAUCCGGGCGGAAGCAGGGAGCUGAAAUUUGUAUUGUACUUGAAUUUUCAGAAGUUUGUCUACUUGAGCUGAACCUCCACACUAGCGAAAUAAAAAGCAAUAGUUAGUCCAGGAAAAAA